AUAUUAUUUUUGCUUUCUUUCAAGAUGUUAGUCGAUGAAUUACUGUAUACUCUCGUUCCUUCUCUUGAUGGCUCUCUUUUUAUGCUUGACAUUGAAAAAAGUUUGCUUCAUCCUGUUCCUAUAACUGCCGAUAUUAGUAGAAUGGUAGACGAUGUUGCUGUUACUGGUGGCUCUUUAAGCUCAAAGACUGGAGUUGACCCAUAUACCGGAGAGUUUUCGUGUCUUAUGGAUUUGUUGUCAUCUGCCAAUUUUUAUUUUAAUAUAGUUUCGUUUCAAUCUAAUGAUGCUUCAUUUCUACCGUUCUUAAGAUGGAAUUUGUCUGUUGCGGAAUACGCAAUGCAACUGUAUGAAGCAAAUAGGUUGGUUCGUAGUAUAAAGACAUCACCGCGCGUAAAGUUUCGUUUGAAGCCUCCUGAUGGAAUUGUGUCUGCACAUGAGUGCGGUCGUUUUUUAUGGGAGCACAACUUGAGGAAUCCUAUAGCCCGGGUUUGGGAAAUGGUAGAUGGUCAGAUACAGGAGGUUAGUUUAAAAUGUUUGGGAAGAGGCGGUUAUGGAGUGGUUUUCCACUGUAAACACAAACUUGACGAUCAUAACUACGCGAUCAAGCGGAUUACUGUGACUGCUUGUUCAUUUUCGUUAGAGAUUUCAAGUCUUUUUCUUGACCACCCUAACAUUAUCAGGUACUUCCACACAUGGAUAGAGAAACCUCCUGUUGGGUGGCAGCAAAGUAAGGACAAGGAAAUCCUCCAACAAAUUUUUUUUUGCUCAGCAUUAUUUUUGUUUCAGGGAAUAUAUUUUUUUGUCGUUCUUCGUAUUUUUUCAGCCGCCAGCAAUAGCUCUAGCAUUGUAUUCGAGGAUAGGACCAGCAGCGAGAAAAAUGAUAAUCCACACCGAAGGUUGUCAUCUUCGGAAGCAUUGGAACCUCCGCUCGUGUUGGUGGAUAAUGACACUGCUAUGGAAACCUCCAGAGAGUCAAAAGAUCAUAUAUACUUGUACAUACAGAUGGAGGUAAAAAUUUUCCUGGCCACUUCUUUUUUGAUGCGGUUUCAGCUCUGUCAAGAACUCAGUCUCCACAAUUGGCUUUUGAAAAAUAAAAGGGAAGAAGACCGACUAUUAAGUCGUAUGCGGUUUUGGUUUUCUCAGCUUGUUUGUGCAGUUGACUAUAUUCACGAGCAAGAACUGAUACACAGGGACAUCAAACCCCAGAAUAUUUUUUUCUCUGCUGAUGGUCAAGACAAUUUAAAGAUUGGGGACCUUGGACUAGCUACCAAUUUUGGCGUUUCGGAUGGCAUGAAAAGUAUGAGUACUACAAGUACAAAACGGCACACGGGUAAUGUAGGUACGAGGUUGUACAUGAGUCCCGAACAGCUUAAAGGACGACCGUACAACCAAAAGGUUGAUGUAUUUUCACUGGGCUUAAUUUAUACAGAGUUGCUAGUCCCGUUUCAAACAGUAAUGGAACGGCAUGAAGUUUUGACUGCACUGCAGAAAGAAGUGUUACCAGAACGUUAUCUCCAAGGUUUUCUCAGUGAGGUAAGUUUUAACUAUUUUGUGAGGAAUACUGCUAAUUCCAGGUUUAUGAAGUAUAAGAUGUGGUUAUUUUUCUAA
Enterobius vermicularis (human pinworm) is the source of this 1608-nucleotide messenger RNA. NCBI's taxonomy places the organism in Eukaryota, Metazoa, Nematoda, Chromadorea, Rhabditida, Oxyuridae. The record is from the annotation of a GenBank genome assembly.